CUUGAAGACCUCCGAAGCCUGGCUAGUGCCUUACAGGGCCGCUAGCUAAUAUCGCGCCAGCCGCGCUCUCGGCCGAUUAAGUCGAGCAGAGAGCGUGCAACAGGCCGCACAGCGCAGCAGCGCUUCAUCACAGACUGGUGCUAGCCGCGCGGCACCACUGCGCGUGCGUUUCGCCUCACAAAAGCAGCAGCGGCUCGCUCGCGCCUCUCGCCGCCGCGGCGGCGUCAAACGCUUGCCGAUGUCGGACUCCGAAGAUGACUUCGCUCCAUCAAAACCGGCGCCUGCGGACUCGGACGACGACUUCGCGCCAAGCAAACCGGAGCCCGAGCCGAAACCGAAGCUCAAGGGCGAAGAAAAAAAGGCGCAAGAAACCAAAGAAUUCGACGAGAUCUGCGAGCAGGGCAUGGCCCACGUCGAAGAGGAGGAGUGGAAGGACGCGACGCUAUGCUUCGAGAGAGCUCUCAAAUUAGAUGCGAAAACCGAGGGCAGUAAAGAAGUUUCUGAAGAGAGAGCUGAUUGUGCUUUCAAUUUAGCGUGUUGCCACGCCCAAUGUAAUAGGUUGGACGAUGCGGAAACGUGGUUACGUAGAAGUGUAGCCUGGGGCGUGCGGGACGUGGACUUGAUGAAGGACAAGCACCUGGCGCCUUUGCGGGCGCACGACGUGGCCUUGUGCAUGAAUUUGAUGGAGGCGUUGAGGCCCGCACCGGUCAGACAGGCCGCAGUCCUGCAACGCUCGAGAAGGCAGAGGUCCGGCGGCGCGAUGGCGGCUCUGAUCCGGCAGGAGAAGGAGCGCCAGGCGCAGCAGGAAGAUGACGACAUCGACGACUUCUGGAAGGACGAGAAGGACGACGACGAGUAUUCGGGGAGUGCGGAAUCGGAGCACGAGCGGCGAGAUGUGUUUGAUUCUGACUUCGACGAGGACGAGUCCGAGUCCGAGGAGGAGGGCUGGGGCUUCGACGACGACCAGAAGGAGGCGAAAGCUCGCGAGAAGCGUAUUGAACAGAGAAAGAAGGAGAAGGAGAAGGAACGUGUCGAGAGGGAGAAGGCUCAACCUGUCGGCGGGAAGCGGCGUCGACGGGCCGCGGCCGAGAACGCCGAGGAGCGCACAAGGCAGGAGCUCGAGGGCGACACGACGAAGGACGACAGUGACGACGACUUCAAGGACGCCGCCGCCGACAAGGAGUUGAGUGAAGGGAAGCUUGGUGUGCGCGAGCGGGCCGCGCCGUCGUACCGCGACGCGGUCUCGGCCGCGAAGCGGGAAAAGCUCGUGGCCAAGGCUGCGGCCGACUUAGGGUUCGAUAGUGAUGACGACGAGGAGAUGGCUCCCGCAUCGCGCAGCGCAUGAAUCAAAUUUCCCACGGCUGAACCAUGGCUCACUGGUUGCUUGAACACAGGCGCCGAAGAAGAAGAAGAAGGUCAAGAAGAGCCCCGAUUCCAAAAAGAAGAAGAAGAAGAAGCCGAAGAAGCGAGAUGUUCUAGCUGGAAUCUUCGGGUCCAAGGGUGCUGCGGCCAUCGUGCGACGGGCCGAUCGUAGCAUAGAGGAGCGGAAGCACGCGCCGCCACCGAAGUCGAAGGACGAGAUCCUCAAGAACCUCGUGCGAAAACAGAAGGUCGUCGAGGAGCGGCGCUUCGGCGGCGAGACCGUGCAAGUGACGAAGACGAAGUGGGAAACUAGUGACGCGAACACGGCGAGACGGAAGGCCCACGACCGCUUGGACCAUGUCUUGGAUCUGAUCGCGGGCAAAAAAGAGAUCACGGCCACCGAAAAGUCGGCCCAGGAGUGGGACCAGUACAAGGAGAAGCACAAGCUCGAGGACUCGCUCAAGGGCGGCACGGGGUUAUUGGCCAAGCGCGACUUCCUCGAGCGGACCGAUCAUCGUAGAUUUGAGAUCGAGCGAGACGCGCGGAACGCGGAGAGGGCUAAAAGGGACGCCGAAGGGAAAUAAGUAUG
Molecule: messenger RNA, 1951 nt
Organism: Pelagomonas calceolata
Lineage: Eukaryota; Pelagophyceae; Pelagomonadales; Pelagomonadaceae
Source: the annotation of a GenBank genome assembly